Messenger RNA from Guillardia theta CCMP2712, 999 nucleotides. RefSeq lists its product as hypothetical. The transcript has a single exon. The record is from RefSeq and is a predicted model, not a curated record. Gene Ontology annotation, biological process: lipid A biosynthetic process. Lineage: Eukaryota; Cryptophyceae; Pyrenomonadales; Geminigeraceae. Bases 1 to 999 code for a protein of 332 amino acids.
AUGCGGAGAGCAUGGCAGCGUACCGUGAAGGCAGCGAUGGCGUGGGAGGGGCAGGGACUUCAUGGGGGAGAGCGAGCGCGCAUGGUGGUGCACCCGGCAGCAGGAAACGCAGGGAUUCUCAUCCAGGGCAUUAGAGCAUCUUGGGAGAGCGUCGUGGACACUUCGCUGUCCGUUACCCUGGGGCAACCCCCGAAAAACGGCUUGCAGCGAACCCUGGCAGCAGCAGGGGUGUGGAUCAGUCGAGGAGGAGCUCAAACUCUUGGGCAUCUUCUUUCAGGACCGACUGUCUCCACUGUUGAACACUUGAUGGCAGCGCUGUCCGGGUGUGGGGUAGACAACGCAAGGGUAGAGGUGAGUGGAGGGGAGGUUCCGAUCAUGGAUGGGUCUGCGAAGGAGUUUGUGAGCAUGCUGAAGGACAACGUCGUUGAACUGCCUGAGUUUGAGCGAAGAUGGAUAGUGGUGGAGAAGGAAGUCAUUGUCGACGAUGGCCAUGGGAGGAUGGCGAUGCUUUCACCACCGAGCCAUGCAGAGAGGAGCAGGGGAUCGCUGAGACUCCAUGUAGAGGUCAACUAUGAUGAGAAGUUCGAGCAAGGGGCAGGAGUGACAUCUGAAGGAGAAGGAGCGGGAGGUGCGGGAGGAUGGAGGGGCAGAUGGGGAGGGUCGCGGGUCUUCGAGUUCGAGCGAGAGGAAUUCGAGGGUGUAGCGAGCGCAAGGACGUUCUGCUUCCACCAGGACGUCGAGCAGAUGAGGAGGAUGGGGCUAGCAAGGGGAGGCUCCCUGCUGAACGCAGUCGUGUUCAAGGGAGGAGAGGUUAUGAACGAGGAAGGGCUCCGCUUCCCCGAUGAGAUGGUCAGACACAAGGCCCUGGACGCCCUCGGGGAUCUCUCGCUAGGAGGGAGGCUGGUGGGGAGGUACCAGUCGGUCAAGGCCGGGCACGGGAUCAACGUGCAGCUGCUCAGGAAGCUCUUUGCGUCAGGGGAGAACUACCGCUGCGCAUGA